Molecule: messenger RNA, 871 nt
Organism: Sus scrofa (pig)
Lineage: Eukaryota; Metazoa; Chordata; Mammalia; Artiodactyla; Suidae
Gene: RAB42
Product: RAB42, member RAS oncogene family
Molecular function (GO): GTP binding; GTPase activity
Source: RefSeq, a predicted model, not a curated record
AGGGGGCGGGGCUGGGGGCGGAGCCGCAGGGCGCGGCCCGGACAGUCGGUCUCCCGGCCGGAGGGAGCCACGACGCCGGCCAUGGAGGCUGGGGGCUUCCGCUACCAGUUUCGGAUCGCGCUGCUGGGGGACACGGCUGUGGGCAAGACGUCGUUGCUGCGGCGCUACGUGGCGGACGCGCCUUGGAUACCAGAGCCCGAGCCGGAGCUCGAGUCGGCGCCCACGGUGGGCGUCGAGUUCUACAGCCGCACUCUACAGCUGCGGGCCGGGCCGCGCGUCAAGCUGCAGCUUUGGGACACUGCGGGCCAGGAGCGCUUCAGGUGCAUCACCAGGUCCUUUUACCGGAAUGUGGUGGGUGUCCUGCUGGUCUUUGAUGUGACAAACAGGAAGUCCUUUGAACAUAUCCGAGACUGGCACCAGGAGGUCAUGGCCACUCAGGGCCCCGACAAGGCGAUCUUCCUGCUGGUUGGCCACAAGAGUGACCUGCAGAGCAUGCGAUGUGUCUCAGCCCAGGAGGCGGAAGAGCUGGCUGCCUCCCUGGGCAUGGCCUUCGUGGAGACCUCCGCCAAAAAUAACUGCAAUGUGGAUCUGGCCUUCAACACCGUUGCUGAUGCCAUCCAGCAGGCCCUGCAGCAGGGGGACAUCAAGCUGGAGGAGGACUGGGGGGGUGUCCGGCUCAUCAACACCCAACCCCCCAGGCCCCUCAGCAGGAAGCAGCAUCCGGGCCCAUGCCAGUGUUGACUCUGGGAGGGAAAGGGUUAAAGCAGCGCUGCCCUCAGAAGGCCUGGGGGGAUGGAGAGUGUUAAUAUCUCUCGGGAGGGCAAAUGGCAGAAUCUGUCCAGACAGUUAAUAUAUACAGUAUCCUGGCACA